UCUAAAUUGUCAUUUGAAUGUGAUUGAAAAAUUACGGGAUUUUGUGUAAAUUCUGCGGAUUUUCAUCGGUUAUUCCUAAUUACGUCGUGUUUUAUAUUUCAUAGGACUAUGUGGGAUAUGUUGUCAUAAUAGUAGCUCUAAAACGUUUGAAUAAACAGUUUACGCAAGAAGUCACCAUCCUAACGUAAAUAUGGCACUAUUGCCGUAUGUGGUUUGCAAUUUGUUGCUUUUGUCAUCUAUUGCGGCGUUUUAUUUGCCCGGCUUAGCUCCCGUAAACUACUGCAGAGCCGGUGAUGACAAUGGAAAAUCUUGUAAAAAUGAAAUUCCAUUGUAUGUGAAUAGACUCAAUACAGAAGAAUCUGUUAUUCCAUUUGAAUAUCACCAUUUUGAUUUCUGUCUGUCUGAUGAAACUCAGUCGCCAGUCGAGAAUCUUGGCCAAGUAGUUUUUGGCGAAAGAAUUAGACCGAGUCCCUACAAAUUAAACUUCCUGGAAGAUGUCAAGUGUAGGGCUGUGUGUACUAAGGACUAUAAGGGCUCUGACCCUGAAUCUAUUAAGAAACUCAAUCUACUAAAGAUGGGAAUGGCUCUAUACUACCAACACCACUGGAUUUUGGACAAUAUGCCUGUCACAUGGUGCUACCUAGUCAAUGAGGGGGGGAAAACUUAUUGCAGUACCGGUUUCCCAAUGGGAUGUCAAGUUAGAAGAGACUUGGAUACUUGUGCACCAAUUGUGAAUACAUCACCUAAUCAAGUUGGCACCUACUUUCUUUUUAAUCAUGUGGACAUUGAGAUCACUUAUCACAGCGGCAGGGAAGAGGAAUGGGGUGUAGGAUUUGGGGAUAAUGGAGGCCGUAUUAUAUCUGCAAAGAUCAAACCUGCAAGUAUUCACCACCAGAACAAGGAUAACCUCGAUUGUAGUGCUAGGAACAACCAACUGGAAAUACCAAAUACUCUGACUGGAGAUGAAAUAUUCAGUAUCACAUACACAUACAGUGUAACCUUUAAAAAGAACAAUACUAUCAAGUGGUCCUCACGUUGGGACUACAUUCUGGAAUCAAUGCCACAAACAAAUAUUCAGUGGUUUUCUAUUUUGAACUCUCUUGUUAUAGUACUCUUCCUCAGUGGUAUGGUAGCCAUGAUUUUGCUCAGGACCCUACACAAGGACAUUGCCAGAUACAAUCAAAUGGAAUGUGGCGAGGAUGCACAGGAGGAAUUUGGUUGGAAGCUGGUUCAUGGCGACGUGUUCCGUCCACCGCGCCGAGGGAUGCUGCUGGCUGUAUUCCUUGGGUCUGGAGCACAGGUGUUUGGUAUGACUCUCGUGACGUUGGCGUUCGCCUGCCUCGGUUUCCUGUCGCCGGCGAACCGCGGCGCGCUGAUGACGUGCGCGCUGGUAGUGUGGGUGCUGCUCGGCGCCGCCGCGGGGUACGUCAGCGCCCGCAUCUACAAGAGCUUCGGCGGACGACGCUGGAAGAGCAACAUACUACUCACCUCCAUGGUCUGCCCUGGUGUUGUCUUUUCAUUGUUCUUCAUAAUGAACUUGGUGCUGUGGGGCAAGGGAUCCUCGGCAGCUAUUCCUUUCUCAACAUUGGUUGCUCUGCUGGCUCUAUGGUUUGGAGUUUCAGUCCCACUCACAUUUAUCGGAGCUUACUUCGGAUUUAGAAAGAGGAUCCUCGAUCACCCCGUGCGGACGAACCAAAUCCCCCGCCAAAUUCCCGAGCAGUCUCUCUACACGCAGCCGAUUCCCGGUAUCGUUAUGGGUGGAGUCUUGCCUUUUGGAUGCAUCUUCAUUCAGCUGUUCUUUAUUCUGAAUUCACUGUGGUCUAGUCAGAUGUACUACAUGUUUGGAUUUCUGUUCCUGGUUUUCGUGAUUCUCGUCAUCACGUGCUCGGAGACUACGAUCCUGCUUUGCUACUUCCACCUGUGUGCGGAGGACUACCACUGGUGGUGGCGAGCUUUCCUCAGCUCCGGCUCGACGGCGGGCUACCUCUUCAUCUACUGCUGCCAUUACUUCGUCACUAAACUCAACAUCGACGACGCCGCCUCGACCUUCCUCUACUUCGGUUACACGUUUAUAAUGGUAUUUCUGUUUUUCUUAUUGACCGGUACGAUUGGCUUCAUGGCCUGCUUCUGGUUCGUACGAAAAAUUUAUAGUGUCGUUAAAGUAGAUUAAGUUGUGUAGUAAAAGACUAUUUAAACAUAAUGGUAACAAUUGUGAUCUGCCAUUGUGUUAUAAUUUUUUAAUUUAAUAUCGUGUUAUU
Messenger RNA from Aricia agestis (brown argus), 2258 nucleotides. It is a transcript of the gene TM9SF2, whose product is annotated as transmembrane 9 superfamily member 2-like. NCBI's taxonomy places the organism in Eukaryota, Metazoa, Arthropoda, Insecta, Lepidoptera, Lycaenidae. The transcript has 9 exons. Gene Ontology annotation, biological process: protein localization to membrane. The coding region runs from base 191 to 2170 and encodes 659 amino acids. Gene Ontology annotation, cellular component: membrane. The record is from RefSeq and is a predicted model, not a curated record.